GUUCGGUUGGUGCUAGCCAGUUGGUGGUUGUUUCGAUUCGAAGUGCUUUGCAGAUUGCUAGUUAUUGACGACUGAAAACAUGCGUGAAGUUAUCUCAGUUCAUGUCGGGCAAGCCGGUGUGCAAAUCGGUAACGCGUGUUGGGAAUUGUUCUGCUUGGAACACGGCAUUCAGCCGGAUGGAAAGUUGCCUUCCGACAAACAGGGUCAAAUUGACGACUCGUUUUCGACGUUCUUCUCGGAAACGGGUACCGGACGACACGUUCCCCGUGCUAUCAUGGUCGAUUUGGAGCCUACAGUCAUAGAUGAGAUUCGCACAGGAACAUACAAGCAACUGUUUCAUCCUGAACAAAUGGUCACUGGCAAGGAGGAUGCGGCCAACAACUAUGCUCGAGGCCAUUACACGAUCGGAAAGGAGGUGAUCGAUCUUGUGUUGGACAGAAUUCGCCGUCUCACAGAGAAUUGUUCAGGAUUACAAGGUUUCCUGAUCUUCCAUUCGUUCGGAGGUGGUACUGGAUCCGGUUUCACAUCGUUGUUGAUGGAGCGUCUUUCGGUGGAUUAUGGUAAGAAGAGCAAACUGGAGUUCUCCAUCUAUCCAGCACCUCAAGUCUCGACUGCUGUCGUUGAGCCAUACAACUCAAUUCUGACAACGCACACAACACUCGAACAUUCCGAUUGUGCGUUCAUGGUUGAUAACGAAGCGAUUUAUGACAUCUGUCGUCGCAGUUUGGAUGUUGAGAGACCAUCAUACACCAAUUUGAAUCGUUUGAUUUCGCAGGUUGUGUCAUCGAUAACCGCAUCGCUUCGUUUCGAUGGAGCGUUGAAUGUUGACCUGACGGAAUUCCAAACGAAUUUAGUACCGUAUCCGAGAAUACACUUCCCGUUGGCUACGUACGCACCAGUGAUAUCGGCCGAGAAGGCAUAUCAUGAAUCGUUAUCGGUUGCUGACAUCACCAACUCGUGUUUCGAACCGUGCAAUCAAAUGGUCAAAUGUGACCCACGAAAGGGGAAAUACAUGGCCGUUUGCCUUCUAUAUCGUGGUGAUGUGGUACCGAAAGAUGUCGGUAUCAAUUAUCAACCGCCAACGGUGGUACCAGGUGGUGAUCUUGCGAAGGUGCCGCGUGCAGUUUGUAUGCUCGCCAAUACAACUGCCAUUCAAGAAGCAUGGGCACGUCUCGAUUAUAAGUUCGACUUGAUGUACGCGAAACGAGCGUUCGUACAUUGGUACGUCGGUGAGGGCAUGGAAGAAGGUGAAUUCUCGGAGGCUCGUGAAGAUCUGGCUGCGCUCGAGAAGGACUACGAGGAGGUUGCAAUUGAAUCAUUGGAAGGUGAGGAGGAAGGUGAAGAAUACUAA
This is a messenger RNA of Anisakis simplex (herring worm), 1351 nucleotides long. NCBI's taxonomy places the organism in Eukaryota, Metazoa, Nematoda, Chromadorea, Rhabditida, Anisakidae. The record is from the annotation of a GenBank genome assembly.